AUGACUGAGUUUAUCCGAGCGUCGUCCGAACAACUCGAAGGCUUUGAAUUCUCUUUACUUGUAGUGCUACAGCCUGACAACGUGAGACACCGAGUGACUGUCACGGCCGAGACUACGAUCGGAACGCUACGGAAGAUGCUGUGCGCCGACUUACAGCUCACUUCUGAGCUUGUGAGCUUCCCCGAUCUCCAUGGUCUUAGCGAUGCAGAUCAAAAGGAGGAAAAUCUACCGCUUUCAGCGUACGGAUUACCUAAUGGCAACUCGGAAUGCACUCUCGAAGCUUACGUCGCCAGACCAGCCACCACAAGCAGCUACGUCAUGCCAGACCGGAUACAAGUCCAGGUUUACAAUGAGGAUACCGAAAGUACCAGUAUUUUAACCGUUGAGAUUGACAAGUUCACAGGCCACAAAUUGUACCUCGGAGGCUUCAAACACCGUAAAACGCUACAACAAUUUCAUCACGCCUCCACUCAGACUGUUUUAUCACGAGCGCGUCACAAUAUGGGUCCGGGACGUUUCCACCGCGAGACCCAAACACAGCAACUCGUGACGCGCUCCUUGCAGACCCACCGGGAGUCCGGCACUCAAAUGUCUCGACGGGAUCUUAAGCUAGACGAGUCCUUCGAUCGCCACGUAACUGCACAUCCUUACUUUGAUUCGUACCAACUAGACAGUCUACGAGAAGACUCUGUGCUUCUCUUGCAGCGUCUGUGGCGCGGGUUUCGCGCUCGACUUUACGUCUUUAGUAUACGUGAACAGCGUCGUCGUGUGAGUACACUCGCAGAGAUCGAAGCCCAAGAGAACGACGCUGAUGACGUGAGUCGUCAACGUCGUGAAGUCAACCGUCGCAUGCACCCAAACACGGUGAGUGACUUUGAGAUUCUCUACAAUGAACUCGAAAAAUGGCGACAGGUUGAAUGUCGGAAAGUUCGUGAGCAACGAGAACUGGAUCCGUCCGAGAGACAGGACGCUCUUGACGCCAUUCUGGCCAAAGAGACCAAACUGCUUCAGACGAUUGACAGACUCAAGUUAACGGCAACAGAGGCCAACCGUAAGCAACGUAUUGAAGCCAUGCUGCAGUUUAUGGCACGUCCGAAGCAGUGGGAGAUGAGUGACGGAGGUGUAAAAGAGGUGCACACACCGUUCACUGUUCGCGCCAAAGAGCUCACGGAUCUGUACCAUGGUCUACGUACACCACUCAGUUCAGUGGACGAACGCUUGGACAUGUUGCUGCAUAUCAAGUGGACAGUGCAAGAGUUCGACUGUGCUCUCACUCGAGAGCUAGUGGAGCUUAUUGACCGUGAGGCGGAUAUGCUCAGUCGUGGACGGAAGGAGAAGAGUCUUGAGGGGCUACGCAAACGCCUCACAAACCUCUUUCUGCAGUUUAUAGAGACUCCAGAAUUCAAUCCGGAGGCAGCAGCACUCAAACACUCGCGCUCUUAA
Messenger RNA from Phytophthora infestans T30-4, 1443 nucleotides. RefSeq names its product IQ and ubiquitin-like domain-containing protein, putative. The record is from RefSeq and is a predicted model, not a curated record. Gene Ontology annotation, molecular function: protein binding. The coding region runs from base 1 to 1443 and encodes 480 amino acids. The transcript has 3 exons. Lineage: Eukaryota; Oomycota; Peronosporomycetes; Peronosporales; Peronosporaceae.